AUGGAUGAGGCCCGCACCCCCGAUCAACUGGAAUCGACCGUGCAACGCAGUCGUCGGUACAAGAUCGCCAGCAGUUUGUCCGGGCGUUCCCCAAAGCACGCAGCCUCCAAAGGUGGCGACAAUACUGGUCGCAAAAGUGAUAACGGAAAUGCCGGUAGCGAUCUGGCUAAAGCGGAGCGCCAGGUGUCCAAGUCUUCAGGACUUGGUGGCAAUGGUGCCAUAGUCACAGCUGCCACUGCGGCUUCAGCGAUGCCAGAUACCGCGGUUGGUGCCGCAACAUGUAGCAGCAUGGUCACCAGCGGCCUCAAUGCCGCAGCAUCUCCAUUAAUGCCACCGCUUCCACCGGGCCCUCCACCGCUCGAGAUCCUUCCGCCGCCCCCACCACUUCCCCCACCGCAGCCACUCCUUACAGUGCAUCCGCUAUCGCUGCCGCCGCCACCUCCAAUCAGCGCCGGGAGUACUCUUCCUCCCAGUCGAGACCGCACCGCCACCAGUACCCAGGUGGCUCCAAAGCAUGCCCCUUGUAGACAGACUGUACCAAGCCAAAGCAUCAAGCCGCAAGCGGUCCAGCCGCAGUAUGCUGCCCCACCGCCGGUCCCCUGUCGGCACCUUAACAUGCCUUACAUGGAUCGCGCCGCCUGCCAGCCGCUUCCCGCACCACCGCAACGCCAAACGGACGUCCCAGCGCGUCGCGAGGAUUACGCUGCUUCGCAGCACAAGCCGUACAAGUCGGCAUAUGCCAGCAAUGACCGCGAUCACAUCAGGGACGAUCGAGGCCGUUACGGCAGUUCUUACUACCGUGACUAUCGAGACCGUUACCCUGGUCGCGACUGCAAUCGCCGUGACUACCGUGACAGAGAUCAAGCCAGGGACUACAGCCGUGGCGAUCAUCGGGACCUCCGUGAUCGCGGCCGCAAUGACUAUCGCCGUGGCUAUGGCUACAGUGGCGACCGCAGCCCGUCGCGCCAUGACCGGCCUCGGCACUGGAAUCUCCAGGUGGAAGACCCGCGGCGAAAAGCCGCCGCUGUGGCAGCGGCACACGUGGAUGGAAAGGCGGCCGGUGCUACCAAGAGCGCAGCGAGCGGCAGCAACCAUGCCGGCAGUAGGGCCCAACCGCCCAAGACCUCUGCAGUCACCUCCGGGCCUGCGACUGCAACCGGCGAAGGCUCUGCAGCGGCCUCUGCAGCCGUUCCUGGCCGCAGGCCUGGCCCACCGCUUAUUGACCUAGCAACCCUGUGCAGCGGCUCCGACACUGGCACCGGCUCGUCGCCCAGCAACACCGACUCACAGUUGGACGGCAGUGCCUUGGGUGACAGCACCGCUACGCCUAGCGGGGAGCCCGAGACCGUCUCCAAUUCUGAUGAAGAUCAUAUGGAGCAGGGCCAGGUCCGUAAGAGCAAAAAUAGCGAGGAGGAUGGUGAUAACGAGGAGGGCACGUCGGCCAGACGUAGCAGCCAUGGUGCAGGAACUAAACGGAAGGUUGGUCGCAAGUCUGCUGGCGCGCGGAGCAGCAAGUCCAGCAGCGGCGUGGCGCGCCGCUCACGCAAGGACGUGUUGGCGGAGCUGGAGCGGGCGCUUGCGCGCGUGGCGCUGGACGCCAAGCCGGUGCCGGGCGCCGCCACUAUUCGGCUGUUUUGCGGCCACUGUGGCAAGGAACAGCCAUGGGACACUGCCGGCGAGCGUGCACGGCCGCUGCCUGAUCCUUCUGCCCCUGACGGUUUAAAGCGCACCAAGGACACGGGUCGCGUGUUGUACGAUGCGAAGGAGAGCACGUGCAUUACAUGCGGCAACAUGAUCAUGUGCAACCCGCGCAGCGCCACGUGCAUCUACUGCGACUGCCAGCUGGACGGCUUUCGGCCGUCGUACUGGAAGUGCACCAAUACCGAUGGCACCGCACGCAAGCGGGUGCUGACUGGCGCCGCGGCCGCACGGGCUGCCUCCGCUGCUGGCACUGCAACAGACUCCGGCACAAAAAGCGGCGGCAUGGGGUGCCGCGACCAUGACCUCCGUUUCCGAGGCAGACCCCGGUGCAAUUGCCCUCGCCUUCACGGUGCCAUCGCGGGGCAGGGUUGCUUUUGUUUGAGGACCAGUACAGGAGAGAAGGUAGGCGGUAGCUUCCUGGGAAGCGUACAGCAGCCCCGCUCACACAGCCCUCCUAAUUCCUAG
Messenger RNA from Volvox carteri f. nagariensis, 2166 nucleotides. RefSeq lists its product as uncharacterized. The coding region runs from base 1 to 2166 and encodes 721 amino acids. The transcript is spliced from 12 exons. The record is from RefSeq and is a predicted model, not a curated record. Lineage: Eukaryota; Viridiplantae; Chlorophyta; Chlorophyceae; Chlamydomonadales; Volvocaceae.